AUGUCGCGGCGGACGCGCGGUGAGGAGCUGGAUGAGCUGCACUACCAGGACACAGAUUCAGAUGUGCCAGAGCAGAGAGACAGCAAGUGCAAGGUCAAAUGGACCCAGGAGGAGGAUGAGCAGCUGAGGGCCCUGGUGAAGCAGUUUGGACAGCAAGACUGGAAGUUCCUGGCCAGCCACUUUCCUAACCGCACCGACCAGCAGUGCCAGUACCGGUGGCUGAGGGUCUUGAAUCCAGACCUCGUCAAAGGGCCAUGGACCAAAGAGGAGGACCAGAAGGUCAUCGAGCUGGUCAAGAAGUAUGGCACGAAGCAGUGGACGCUGAUUGCCAAGCACCUGAAAGGCCGGUUGGGCAAGCAGUGCCGUGAGCGCUGGCACAACCACCUCAACCCCGAGGUGAAGAAGUCCUGCUGGACGGAGGAGGAGGACCGCAUUAUCUGUGAGGCCCACAAGGUGCUGGGCAACCGCUGGGCUGAGAUCGCCAAGAUGCUGCCGGGGAGGACGGACAAUGCUGUGAAGAAUCACUGGAACUCUACUAUCAAGAGGAAGGUGGACACGGGAGGCUUCCUGAGUGAGUCCAGAGACAGCAAGCCCCCCAUGUACUUGCUGCUGGAGCUGGAGGACAAGGACGGCCGCCAGAGUGCCCCCUCCUUGGAAGGCCAGGGAAGUGUUAUGACCAGCUGGCCCCCGGCAUUCCCUGCCCUGAAGGAAGAAGAGAGCAGCGAGGAGGAGGUCGCGGCAGCCGCCCCCGCCCAGGAGCAGGAGCCCGUCCCCGCGGAGCUGGACGGAGUGCAGACCCCGGAGCCCCUAGAGGGCUUCCCCAAGCAUGAAGACCAGGAAGGCUCCUCGCCGGAGACCAGCCUGCCGUACAAGUGGGUGGUGGAGGCUGCCAACAUCCUCAUCCCGGCCGUGGAGUCCGGCCUCUCGGAAGCCCUGGACUUGAUCGAGUCGGACCCCGAUGCGUGGUGUGACCUGAGUAAGUUUGACCUCCCUGAGGAGCCGUCGGCCGAGGGCAGUCUCGUGGGCAGCCCGGGGCAGCCCCAAGCCUGGCAGCAGCAGCAGCCCGCGCCUCCCCGGCCAGCCGCCGCCGCGGCACCCAGCGUGACCGAGUACCGCCUGGACGGCCACACCAUCUCCGACCUGAGCCGUGGCAGCCGGGGGGAGCUGAUCCCCAUCUCCCCCAGCACUGACGUGGGGGGCUCGGGCGUGGGCACGCCGCCCUCCGUGCUCAAGCGGCAGAAGAAGAGGCGUGUCGCCCUGUCCCCUGUCACGGAGAACAGCGCCAGCCUGUCCUUCCUGGACUCCUGCAACAGCCUCACCCCGAAGAGCACGCCCGUCAAGACCCUGCCCUUCUCGCCCUCCCAGUUUUUGAACUUCUGGAAUAAGCAGGACACACUGGAGCUGGAGAGCCCCUCGCUGACGUCCACACCCGUGUGCAGCCAGAAGGUGGUGGUCACCACGCCGCUGCACCGGGACAAGACGCCGCUGCACCAGAAGCACGCUGCGUUUGUAACACCAGAUCAGAAGUACUCCAUGGACAACACUCCCCACACACCGACCCCGUUCAAGAACGCCCUCGAGAAGUACGGACCACUAAAACCCCUGCCCCAGACCCCCCACCUGGAGGAGGACUUGAAAGAGGUGCUGCGCUCCGAGGCCGGCAUCGAGCUCAUCAUCGAGGACGAAGUGAGGCCCGAGAAGCAGAAGAGGAAGGCCGGGAUGCGGCGAAGCCCCAUCAAGAAAGUCCGCAAGUCCCUGGCUCUCGACAUUGUGGACGAAGACGUGAAGCUGAUGAUGUCCACGCUGUCCAAGGUUGGUAAGGGGUCUAGGAGAGAAGCCGUCCUCAUCCUCGCAGCGGGCUCCUCAGGCCUCACCCCGUCGGGCAGCAGAGAGGACAGCAGCCUGCUCAACGAGGGCUUCCUGCAGGCCAAGUCCGAGAAGCCAGCGGCCCCGAAGCCCCGGGGCCACUUUCCCACCCCUGCUCCCAUGACCACCGCCUGGAAGACAGUAGCCUGCGGGGGCACCAGGGACCAGCUCUUCAUGCAGGAGAAAGCCCGGCAGCUCCUGGGUCGCCUGAAGCCCAGCCACACAUCUCGGACCCUCAUCUUGUCUUAG
Messenger RNA from Rangifer tarandus platyrhynchus (Svalbard reindeer), 2115 nucleotides. The record is from the annotation of a GenBank genome assembly. Lineage: Eukaryota; Metazoa; Chordata; Mammalia; Artiodactyla; Cervidae.